CGGUAACCCGCCGUGAGCAGCGGGGCCGAAACUCACCGCACCCUCAUCAUUCUGUGUCAGGAUAUUCCGUUCACCGGGACCGAUAACACUCGUCACAGAGACUCCACCGGCUCAUUGUCAUCAAUGGAUAGAGAGUUUGAUCAGUGACAGACUCUUUAAACUUCAGCGGAUACACAGAUUGAUGCUAACAGGCUAACAAGCAUCAUCAGCGCGCAUGCGUGUGUGUGUGUAUGAAAGCAAAUCACGGAUUUAUUCGUUCAUUAAAUUCAAUACAACUCGUUUUAGUAAAGUGUUUAUCUGUUAUUUGGGAGACAACUUAUAAAGUCAUGUUAAAGAGCUCAUAUGAUGUAAUGGUUGCCGUUUACAGGUGAUUUUUGAGGUUAAUUUGUACCUUUUCAGAGUGUAUUGUGAUGAUUUCUGAGGUGUUUAUACAAACCCUUUCUUUAUGUGGUCUGAGUCUGUAAGGUGUUUUUAUAACAAUGAUGAUGAGAUCUGGACAGUAAUCUGGUGGCAGGUGUUUAGGUUUGGAUCUAUAGUCAGACUAAAGCUCGAUGACGAGUUUUAGAUGAAAGUUUAUUUAAAGCUCAAUCUGAGCUCGAGUUUUCCUGUCACUGAGACUUCAGAUCAGACUUCAGCAUGGCUCCCAAAAAGAGACCAGAUCCCAUUGUUAUAACUGGAAGCACAGAACCGCAGACAACUUCCACAUCUAUAGAUGCUGCAUCAGAAGCGAAUCUGGAGGCCCUUCAGAAGAAGCUGGAUGAACUGGACUUGGAUGAGCAACAGAAGAAGCGUCUGGAGGUUUUCCUUACACAGAAAGCUAAUCUGGGGGAAUUGAAGGAUGAUGAUUUCCAGCACAUCUCUGAACUGGGAGCUGGAAACGGAGGUGUGGUCAAUAAAGUUUGUCAUAAACCCUCCGGUCUCAUCAUGGCCAGAAAGUUAAUUCAUCUGGAGAUCAAGCCUGCGAUCAGACAUCAGAUCAUUCGAGAACUGCAGGUUCUCCACGAGUGUAAUUCUCCGUACAUCGUGGGCUUUUAUGGGGCGUUUUACAGCGAUGGAGAGAUCAGUAUGUGUAUGGAGCACAUGGACGGAGGAUCUUUGGAUCAGGUUCUCAAAUACGCUCGCAGAAUUCCUGAGGAGAUCUUGGGAAAAGUCAGCAUAGCGGUUUUAAGAGGUCUUGCUUACCUUCGAGAAAACCACCAAAUUAUUCACAGAGAUGUGAAACCCUCAAAUAUUCUGGUCAAUUCUCGCGGUGAGAUCAAACUGUGUGAUUUUGGAGUAAGUGGGCAGCUCAUCGACUCGAUGGCAAACUCUUUUGUGGGCACACGGUCCUACAUGUCGCCGGAGAGAUUGCAGGGCACUCAUUAUUCAGUUCAGUCUGAUGUGUGGAGUAUGGGUUUGUCUCUGGUGGAGUUGGCCAUCGGUCGCUAUCCCAUCCCUCCACCUGAUCCUAAAGAACUGGAGGGCAUCUUUGGCAGGGCUCUUAUAGAUGUUGGAGAGACAGAGACACACGGCACCUCUCCACGACCGAGAGCUCCAGGCAGACCUGUCAGUGGUCAUGGGCCGGUAAUGGCCAUAUUUGAACUCUUGGAUUAUAUAGUCAAUGAGCCUCCUCCUAAACUCCCACUCGGUGUCUUCACUCCAGAUUUCCAUGAUUUUGUGACUAAAUGUCUUAUUAAAAACCCUGCAGACAGAGCCGACCUGAAGAUGUUGACGAACCACACGUUUAUUAAACGCUCCGAGGUGGAGGAGAUUGACUUCGCUGGAUGGUUGUGUAAAACUGUCAGACUGAAUCAACCCAACACACCCACCAGAACACCAGAAUAAAUGAAGACGACACACAAACACACACUUAACCCUGACCAUCACCUGACCUGACACCAUUGGUAAACCGUGUGCACAUGCAAAACUCUUUCUUUAAUCGUUCGCAUAGACAUAAGUGACUCCCAGAAAACACAAUUGAGUCUGAAUUCACCCCAAAUAUCAAGAAAUGAAGGAAUGAUUGGGACAUUAUUUUCAUGCCUCUACUGAAUAAAGUAAAAUUCACUGUUCAAUAAAGUUAUUAACAAAUGUAUUUGUAUUCAAUUAAGUAAUGAAAAAUACAAAGAAAGUCAUCUGAAGACAUUGCAGUCAUAAGAAUUGGGUGUCAGAUGGGCUUAAUUGUUAGGGAAAUAUGUAAAUGUAUUAAAAUAGACUUUAUGUUGAUGAUUCUUUGGGAUGAAAAUGAAUCAGGGCUGUUUUCUGGAGAUGCACAUCCAGUUAUCAUGUGUAAUGAACUUCACGUUACAUUCACCGCAGUCACUGUUAUGAUUGAUUUGAUUUCUGACUCAAAUAUGAAGUGCAGACGGUCAGAAAUCCUCGUGUGAUGAUAGAUGAUCAACUGUUGGGUUGUUGUAGAUGGAGAAGAAUGAGAUGCAGUAUGAUUGAUUAUUAAAGCAGAUUUGUGCUCCUUUAGUUUUACAAUCAACUUUGAUUUUUAUGAUCUCCCUCAAAAUAAAAGUUUCAAAACUGUCA
Misgurnus anguillicaudatus (oriental weatherfish) is the source of this 2511-nucleotide messenger RNA. RefSeq names its product mitogen-activated protein kinase kinase 2b (gene map2k2b). Gene Ontology annotation, biological process: protein phosphorylation. Lineage: Eukaryota; Metazoa; Chordata; Actinopteri; Cypriniformes; Cobitidae. The record is from RefSeq and is a predicted model, not a curated record. Gene Ontology annotation, molecular function: ATP binding; protein kinase activity.